This is a messenger RNA of Doryrhamphus excisus (bluestripe pipefish), 1169 nucleotides long. The record is from RefSeq and is a predicted model, not a curated record. NCBI's taxonomy places the organism in Eukaryota, Metazoa, Chordata, Actinopteri, Syngnathiformes, Syngnathidae.
UUUUCUUCUUUUCGUCUUCAUAACUUUUUCAGAACGCAACUUUCUCCGUAAAAUGUCCUCUUUGUGGGCAUUAUAUGCUGCUUUCUUCUUAUUAAGUGUUUUAUGGUGUUGUUAAAAAGUCCCGUUCCGAGAAUGUCAACUUUUGUUGUCGGGGGUCUUUGCCCCCUCCGGACAGUUGAAACGUUACCAGGCAGAUCGGACGCUGAGGACGUGAGGUGUUUGCUGAUUGGCGGAGAAAUCCAAUGGGCGGAGCUUUGUGGCUUGCCUAUUUAACGCUUUGUUCCAUUGUUGCUGCUUGUGUUUUCCAGCUGGGUCCUGCUCAGGGGGGGUCGAUAGUUGCAGAGAGGACCUAACAGUUUGAGGGUACCACUUUUUUUUUUUUGCACUUUAUUACUCGACACGCAAAAAUGUCGUUCUCUUGCGAUCACUCUUUGGAUGGGAGCUUCCCUCCUUCCCCGGCGGAGGACGAGGGCUCCAAGCGGCUGUCCUGGGGCAGGCUGCUGCACAGGCUGGCCGAGGUGAAGGGUUCCAACCAGAAGCUUUCCACACAGCAGUGCAACAGUGAAACUGGUUCUGUAGCAGACAUGUCCCUGUCAGAGUCUGAGAGCAGCUUCCUCUGUUACCCCCUGGAGGAGACCCUGGCUGCAGACGUCGUAGCCACCAUUGCACAAUCCCUCCACCAGGCGUCCCACGUCCUGGGCUGCGGCACAAUCAUCAUCCCAGACUCUUUGCUGCACCACAUGGGUCAAGAACUGGUCCACCUGGCGGGCAGCGAGCCCUGCGGCCUGAGGGGAGCGCUCAUAGACCUCUGCGUGGACAAGGGAGUCCCGGGUGAGCCGUGUCCCGUGGAUCAAAUCGCAGUGGACGCGAGUUUGGUGCCCACUUUCCACGUCACGCUGGUGCUGAGGGUGGAGUCUGGGGGAUUGUGGCCGAAGGUGCAGAGGCUCUUUAAAUCGGAGAAGACGUGCCAGUUGCCUGCCAGGCGGUCUGUGAGACUGAGCUCCGGUUUCAGGGCCAUGAAGAGGAAGUUGUAUUGUUCAGGGGAGCUGCUGGUUGAAGAAUGCUGCUGAUCACCGCUGAGGACUUUCAAAAUGGCACUAAGCGCACCAUCCUUAGCUGGUACGCAAGGCAGCUCAUCACCUGUGGGGGACUUUUUUUUUUUUUUUUAA